GAGGGACACGCACAAAGCACAACCUGCACAACGGAACGGUUUCGUGAGCAGAGCAGGCGGAGCGGACGCGCGAAAAGCGAAGAACGCGACGUUGUGCAGUAAUCGUCGAGAAGCCGCGGUCGUUCAUUAUCCGGCGAGAACUGCGGGAUACUCGCCCGGCGAGGGAACACACGUGCGACUCUCGCGCGUCUUCGUGUCGUCUAGGUUAUAUUCAGCGCGCACACGGAGAUCGGGGUAACAACCGACCGGAGUCAGGAGUUGAUCUUUCGUUGCCUCGACGCGGAAGCGUGCCCGCGAGCGGCGCGAAGGAUUAGAGCGACCGAGGAGGAACGGCGAGGAAGACGAGAAAAAAGUGAGAUCUACCUGUCGAAUCGCAUCGCGAGAAGAAAAGAAGACGUCGAGAGGGAAAGCGAGCUUCAACGCGCCGAGGGGCGCGGAAGAAGUCCGAUCGACGUCGAUCGUCGAUCGCGAGAAGGCGGGACGUAUUUACGGAGCACUCUGUGUAGCGCGGCGAAGGACAAAGCAGGAAUUUUUUCGCGGCAGAAAUAGCGAAAUCGCGAGGUCGAUCGCUGCCCGUCGCAUUUGCCUUCGAGAAGCUCGAGGAAAGACCCGCCGUCGCUUUUUAAAAGAAAGAAAAGAAAUCGUUGCCUUAUCAUUUUGCGUCGUCACGAUAAUAACGGACGGCGCGUACGUUUGUCGGCGGGAAGAAUAAACUAAAGAGGAUUAGAUAAAGAGAUAAGAGAAGAUGGAGAUUAAGCGAAAGAGAGGAGCAGACUCGACCGCGUAUCGCGGCGCGAGGAUUUUCGCGCGAAUGUAUUCGUGGAAAUAAAAAUCUAAUAAUUACAAUUUGUUUUAAUCCCGGUGCGCGAAUACUGGCGAGGAAAGGGAAAAGAGAUAAUCACCGUCGCGCAACCGCCGUUUAAUUAUGACGACCGUAGACCCGGAUGACGAUGUCGAGAAGCUGCCGCAUAUACAGUGGGACAGUGCGGCGGUUCCCGGGCCAUCCGGCUGCAUGUUCCCCGGCGAGAUGACACCGUUGGAAUGCCAAAUAGCCGGUCAUCCCUUCAGUGGCGAGAAACAAACUAUUGGUAUGCUGGUAUGCACACGGACUGGCCGUAUACUGAAACCGGCGACUAAAGUGAUCCUUGGCGAGAGAGAAAUUGCAUUCUACGAAAACUUGAAGAAUUCUCAUGAUCCCGUCGCAACGGAGCUAAAAAAAUUCGUUCCGCGUUAUUACGGCACCACGGAACUGCGUGUCUUUAAUAACCGUACGAAAUUCCUCAUGCUUAGGAAUAUUACAAAGGGUAUGGCCGAGCCAUGUGUGAUAGAUAUCAAGAUUGGUUCUCGCACGUGGGACCCUUUAGCCACGCCAGAGAAGAGGAGAACGGAAGAACUCAAGUAUGCCGAAUCGAAGCGUACUUAUGGUUUUUGUAUAACAGGUUAUCAAGUAUAUUCUGUCUUAACCGGACAAUUAAGGAAAUAUGACAGAGAUUAUGGCAAGCAACUCGGUGUCGCGGGCGUCGUGGAAGCGCUGGAUGACUUCUUGAACUUGAUACCUGGAAAACCAGUCUGUCGGCAAUUGGUCUCCGAAAUCUUGACGUAUCUGUACAAGAUCGAGCGGCUCUUCAACAUGCAGCGGAAAUAUCGUUUCUACUCCAGCUCACUUCUGGUCGCCUACGACGCCCAACACUUACGGCAGCAUUGUCCAUUGAAAGAUGAUAGUUCUGUCCCCCAUUCAGUGCCGAAAGUCAAAGAAAUGAUAUGUGGAUCAGUCCCCUGUAAAGUACCUAACCAGUAUUCAUCUGGAACGAACGAUUUAAUGUUCAAAUCAAGGAUGAAGAGAAGUAUGAGCGAGCCUGUGUCAAUGCCGUGCGAGCAGAUACCUAAUGAGAGCAAAUCUUGCAACUUGAAUGCCAAUGUGGACCGGUUAUGUCGAUCCAGCCCGAGCCAUUUUUCAUUUUCGUGCACGAACGAUGUUACGAAGGAUGAUGAUGUUCCAGUGGACAAGUGCAAGUGGGUCAGAGUGAGGAUGAUUGACUUCACGCACGUCUUUCCGGGAGAGAAUAACGAGUUGGAUCGAAAUUACCGGGAUGGCAUCCAGAUGCUAAUCCGCCUCUUAAGUCUGAUCAAGAAGAGCGAUUGCAUGCAUUAA
Temnothorax curvispinosus is the source of this 2152-nucleotide messenger RNA. Its product is annotated as inositol polyphosphate multikinase-like. The coding region runs from base 926 to 2152 and encodes 408 amino acids. Gene Ontology annotation, cellular component: cytoplasm; nucleus. The record is from RefSeq and is a predicted model, not a curated record. Gene Ontology annotation, biological process: inositol phosphate biosynthetic process. Gene Ontology annotation, molecular function: inositol tetrakisphosphate kinase activity; inositol-1,4,5-trisphosphate 3-kinase activity. The transcript is spliced from 6 exons. Lineage: Eukaryota; Metazoa; Arthropoda; Insecta; Hymenoptera; Formicidae.